This is a messenger RNA of Hansenula anomala, 481 nucleotides long. RefSeq lists its product as uncharacterized. The coding region runs from base 229 to 393 and encodes 54 amino acids. Lineage: Eukaryota; Fungi; Ascomycota; Saccharomycetes; Phaffomycetales; Wickerhamomycetaceae. The record is from RefSeq and is a predicted model, not a curated record. The transcript is spliced from 2 exons.
GAUCCCUCAUAGAUUCCAACUUUUGCCCUUUGAACUUCUCAUUGCCUACUUUUUUCACAACUGAUGCCUUUUGAAAUUCGUUUUUCUCGGGUUGAAAUUUGCCAGUUGAUGCCUUGAGCGCGAAGAAAAGGGCCGUGUAAGGUGUAAAGAGAAGCGACGAAACCCUUGAACAAGAUGAAGGCCUAUGAUUUGCUGGGUAAGUACUAAGAAAUCAGAAUAGCCUACAAGAUGAAUUGUUGUCUCCAGAUUUUGGACCUUGUACUUUAUCAGGAUUCAGAAUUCAGGCAUUUGUUCAGCUUGAAAAACCAUGAACAACUUGGAGAUGGUGGUUUGGUCUUUCAUUACGAAUCAAGAGUACUAAACAAACAAAUUGGUACUAUGUUGAAUGGUUAAAUUCAACUAGAUAUCGGCUUUAUUAAUUGACAGCCGGAGUUAGCUCAUCAUGGUCUUCUCUGAAGCUGAAGGGAAUUUGAUUAUAUGU